GUUACCCAAAACAAUAAUGGCGGACCUUAGUUUCCAGUCAGAGUAACAGUCAUGGAGUUAACGUGUGAAAUAUGGGUUUUUAAACCAGUGUAUGUGGAAACAUACUGACAGUUUUGAAUUCUGUGUUUCUUUUGGAUUUCACAUAGAAGUAACAAGAAGAAAUGCUCUCCGGCGGCUAUUCAAAGUGCUACCAGACCCUGGAGAGAGAGCAGGUGAAUCAUUUGAAGACCAUGAAGCAGGUAGAAAAGGGAGACAUCAUUGCCCGCACCAGGCGACUGACCCAGGAGACCAACAAGAGGAGGAAAGCGCAGGCCCAGAAAAGGAAGUAUGAGGUGAAAAGAGAGGAGAGAAGGAGACAGGAAAUCCUGAACCAACGUCACGAGGAACAGCAAAGGGCCACAGAGAAGUACCAGCGCUCCACCAUCCCCUCCAGCAGAUCAAGCAGCCGUAGGUCCUCCCCAACACACACAACCACCGGGAUAGAAGAAGCCUUGAAGCUCAUCAGAGGAACUCCACCACUCUCACGACAGAGCAGCCUCACAUCAACUGGCAGUCACAAAGGGAAGACCUCUCCUCGAGCAUUUGGGACAUACAACCACGAUCCACUAAAUCGACCUUACUUUAACAAGUACUCCAGUCUACAUUUGAGACCACAGUCUCCAUCCGAGCGUGCCCAGGAACAUGCAGAUCUGCGUGACAAGUCGCUGCGGAACUAUACCGACAGCCGGAGUCUGUUUGAGCAGCAGCUGGAGCAGCAUCAGCAGCUUCUUUUGGAAGAUCAGAAAAAGUCCCUCCACAUCUUCAACCAGGCCAUUCAGCGUGAGAUGGAUGCAGAUGCCAAACUGGAAGGCACUGAGGAGGAUGAGGAAGAAAUGUCAUGGAUGAAUCGAAGUGACAGUUUGUCUAGUGUUGACAGUCUAGAUGUUUCCAGAGAGUCAGUCGGGAAAGACAGACCUCAAACAGCAAGUGCAGCCACAAGGUCCAGAUCUUAUCCUAGACCUGUCCCACCUAAGGCCACACCAAUUGUUGGGAGAGUGGCUCCAAAUAGUGCUAGUGUUAACAUGACAGAUGACUCCUUAGAGUCAAAACCAUUCCAAGUGGAAUAUCAUGCCAAACCUCCUGCAACGAAUUAUGACAGAGGUGCAGUUAUUGGGCCGAUUUUAAACAAUAGGAAUCAGGAACUGUCUUUUGUUCUUCAUCCUCAACACCAGGAAACGUCUCAUUCCUCAGCUGUGGUGAUGGGCCAGCAACAUCAGAUGCACCAGAUGGGGCAUGCAGCAAGUACAGGGGGUUACCCUGUUCAGCUGGCGCAGUACCCCAGCCAUGUAACCUCCAACCUUCCCAUCUUCUCGCCACCCACCUUGGCAGACAACACAGGGGUGCUGAAUCAGCCCAGUACAAGUGCUGGGUAUGUUCUACCAUCGAGUCUGAACCAGAAACACGAUUACUCCCAGGCUACCACGGUGUCUACACUCUCCCUCACCAAUCCCAGCAGUCAGAGCAGUCCAUCGUACACACCGGCGCCUGUCUGCCAACAAAACCUACCCCCUGCAGCCAGCGCUGUGGACCCGCCACCAUCAAACCCAACGCCGGUUUCCUCUACACUGGCAGCAACUGUCUGCACUACAAGUUCCCGCCCACGCCCUAUUCCUGCUGUUGCGCAAACAGGAAGCAAACACAGUGUCAGCAGCACAACUCCAUCAAAGGGGACAGAAGCGGGGAAUAUUGUUAAUGGAACUCUUGGACUGGUUCAUGGUAAGCUGUCAAUUCUUGCCAAUAUUGAGGCAGUAGCCAACGGUAACCAGCCAAGCAAGGAACCAGGCGUCCAGACGACCAAAACAAUGCCUAAGAAAUCUGCUUCUGAUUUUGAAGCUAGAGAGGUAAAAGGUAUUCUGAAAAGGCCAGAACCCAGCAAACUGAAGAAGGUGGCAUCCACAGGAAACUUGCAGAACACUGGACUACGAGUGAAAGACAGCAUCGAGGUUGCCAGGGGUAACCACAGAUCUGAUCAAAGCAGAAAAGGAAAAGGGUCAGGAAAGAAGAGUGUCAGGUUUGCUGACUUGCAGUAUGAUGAAGAUAUCCCCGAGGACAAUGACAGUGUUGACAGCAACACCGACAGUGCUACACCUGUCAAGAAGGUCAGCCUGACUGGUAGAAACAUCGGACAAGGAGCCUCCAAGGCUGCACAGCGACAGCGCCCUGUCUCAGCCAAGGUGUCGGGAUCCAACAGGGUUAACCGGCUGACACGGGCAGCCAGUGCCGGCACUCUCCGACCUGGCCAGCCACAACAUGCCCAGGACCGGCCCCGAGCCGCCGCACACAUCAUUGCUCACUCAAUAGAAGGAAAUGACUACCUCAGUGGCCACCAAGACAAGAAGGUUACAGUAACUACCAACAACUUCAUGGGCAAAGUCCCCGUGGCGAUACCGAAACAAGCCGCAUCAGCUUCCUCCCAGGGUGUCAUCUACACAGCUAACGAAGCCUACACCGACCUGACAGGAGACGUGUCAAGCGUUCUGCAGAAGGCUGAUAGCGUAGCUGCUGCCUACCAGACUAAGUACGUGGCCGCUCCCAUCAACAGCCACCUCCCUCCAGACUCCGCAACUGACGCCUUCAACAAAAAUCAGCCAGUGUACAAUGAGAACGGUCUCCGCAUUGAUCGAACUCCCACUGACGAUGAAAUCAACUGGCUGUGGGAGAAGGUGAGGACAUGCCUCAACCGUGAACCAACACCGUCAGAGAAGAAGACCACGGCCAGUCUUGUCGCAGCUGAUCCUACCCAGAGUCGCCAGGCAGCAACAGUCUCCAACAAGUACAUAGAUGGCCAAUCACUCGGUUUGACCGGCAACACGCGGGUGAACACUGUCCUGUUCAGUAACACCGUGCAGCACAGGGCCAUCAACAACAUGGCCAGCAGGCAGAAGCCAGCUAGUGCUGGCACUGGAGGCUACAUGCGCAAGUUUGGCCUGCUGCAGCAGCGGAAACAUCAGACCAGCUCGGCAAAGAGGAUCACGCAGCCUCCAACAUUCAGCCAGUUGGAGCCCCAGGAGAGUGACAGUGUGCAGCCUAAUGUGACUGAGAGUAUGGCAACAUUCCUGGCAGCGGAGCACUUCGCAGGGAAGAGUAUGUCCGACAGCCAGGUGCAGCUGGCACUCGAGGAGGCAAAGAGACGGCAGCAGGAGAUCCGCGCAGCUGCGUCACGAGGGGUGGCAGGUCCAUCGGCGCUGUCCAUGGAGGAACAGAAGCUGCUGGAGUCUCUGGAACAUCUCAACGACAAACUCAAGAUUUCGGAGAGCAAGCACCAGCCUGGCAGCUCGGCCAACACUGCCAAAACACCUGGUGUUCAUCACUUCGUCCAUGUCCAUGGUCGCCCCCCUGUCUGAUGUCAAUCUGGAGGGUUUCGAGGUCAUCCACCAAUUUCACAGCUACAGCGUGGCCAAACCUCUAGCAACAGUGUACGGCAGAGGGCCCAGUCAGCCAGACACUACCACUAGAGGGCGCCAUUGCAUGAACACGUAGCCGAGUAGUUCUUCAGAUGAGACAAAAGGGGAUAUUAUGAUGAACGUUCCUAUGGAACUCAGCUAGAGGCGGAACUUGCUGUGUUAAUACACGACUGGUUUCUACUCACGGUCAUGUGACUGUCAUGUGACUGUCAUGUGACCUGGUGUAAUGUGUUGUACCUUGUUGUUUUCGACAGAACAAGGUGUGUAGACACAGCAGUAGGUCGUGGAAUGACGAAGAUGCUACACUAUAGUGAUUAGCUGGACUCUGCUGCUACUGUAAGCCCCGGCACGAGACUGGGAGACGUGUUCAAGACAGCUGAUGUAACUGUGCUACAUCAGGCAAAGAUCUGUGAUAAUUUAUUAUUGUUGUAGUAUAGCCAUUUUACUAGUUACCAAAUUAAUGUAUCAACGCUUCUGGCAAGUGAAGCACUGUUGGAUUGAGCUGAUUCAGACACUGGACGUCACUUGAUGGUUCUGUGAUGUCCCAUGAUGCAGUGCCAUGCAGGACCGAUCUAGGAUGCCCUUGAAUGACGGAACACAUUUGUUGUCAGGGUAAAGCGCUCUCCUUUUAAUUAAUUCUUAAUGUACAAAGCCUGUUUACAGAAUCUAAAGCUUUAUGCAGUAUCAGCCUCCGAUCAUAUGACCUUAGAUUUACUCCGUCCAUUGUUAUUUUACACGUUGUUAUGUUACAAAGUUUGUCCAUGUUUAUGUUGAGUGAUUCUGUUUCUACGAAUCAAUGCUAGUUGUCUUAUUGUAAGCCAGAUUAUCAUUCCGUCCACUUUAUUAGCAAUCUCAUUAAAAUCAGACCUUAGUUCUCGCUACCGCUAAACAAAGAUCUGAAGACAUCCCAUUAGGGGUCACGUCAGAACAACCUUUCAUCCGACCAAUGAGAGCGUUGCUUACCAGAU
Haliotis rufescens (red abalone) is the source of this 4411-nucleotide messenger RNA. RefSeq lists its product as uncharacterized. Gene Ontology annotation, biological process: cytoplasmic microtubule organization; mitotic spindle organization; non-motile cilium assembly. The record is from RefSeq and is a predicted model, not a curated record. NCBI's taxonomy places the organism in Eukaryota, Metazoa, Mollusca, Gastropoda, Lepetellida, Haliotidae. The transcript has 10 exons. Gene Ontology annotation, cellular component: centrosome; midbody; ciliary base. Bases 162 to 3383 code for a protein of 1073 amino acids.